UCCUGCUGUUGUCUUUGUGCUUGUACAAAACCUUUCGAGUAAGCUGUGACUUUUUAAGGUUUUCCAGGAAAGAUUUCCCGGAACUAAGCUAUUGGGUAGUUUUUAUUUGUUUUCCAGACUUCUAAUUAACACAUAAAAUAGAGGGGAGUAUUUUAGUGAGUGCACAUUAGCGCAGUUUUCUUGACAAAGAUGAGUGGGAAAAUGUGAACAUGCCCAAAAUUCGCGUCAGACACUUCUCAGUGAUAACUACCAUUUACAGAAAAAACUGAAGCUUUAAAAGUCUGGACCCCUACUAUGAAUAGCCGAUAGCGAAUACGAUAAAAACAAUAACCCCUAAAAUCUAACUUUCUUCCGCGACUGAUUAGGGUUGUUGGCGGUUUCACGCAGGGGAGCCGAAGAUUAAAAGACAAUAAAUUUAACUUAUAGCCGUUGACUAGCUAAGACUGACAUCAAUAAACGGGAAAAAGUAGACCUUACUUUUAGCUACACCGGCAACGGAUGGUAUACAAUAUCGGAUGUCACAUUUAUUUAUUUAUCUUAAUUAAUACAAAUGUAUUGAAUAUUCUUUUUUAGUAGUUUAUAUUAAGAAAAAAGGGAAUGUCGAGGCUUUAAUUUCCAUAGUGCCUUUAAGGUGCUCCCCGGUGAGUAGGUGGUAUUCCGCAUGACAAUUAAUAGUGUCUAGAGUUUAAAUGUAUUCCUUCCAUUUUGUACACUUUUUACUUCGUUUUUUAGAUUUGAUCUUAUGGUAGAUAUUUUCCUUCAGGCGCCCAGACCUAUUUAGACGUGUUCACAUAAACAGAUCAAAAUGUAUGCUGCAUGUCAUUCAUUCUUUUCAUUGAGGCGACAGUGCAGGCGCUUUUUUCGUUCAACAGGUCAGAUUUUUUUCCUUGAUCAGCGCCUGUUCUUCAUUUCUUUUUAUAAAGAGAAGCAGAAAAGUGCUGAUAUUACCAAUUAGUAUAACCCCUUACGUCUUUUAGAGUUUUUUCUUCGAUUUUCUUUGCUUGAAGUUUAAGGGGAAGAGUUAAAAUCAAAAGUUUGAACUAUUAUUAAACCUUAUUUUCUUUUAUUUAUAUCACAAGUGCUUAAGAAACAGCAAAAUGCUUGAUUGUCCAAAACAAAGAUAAUUGAACCAUAUGGUUCGACAUUUGGAUAUCAAAAUGUUUUCAGUUUCUCGACGUUUCAACAACCCUUAAAAUUACUUCCUUGAAUCACCUGCAGUUCCGAUAUAAUAAUACAGUAAUCACCCGCGCAAAAGAACCUAGAGAUUAUAAACCAGUUCAGGUAAGGAUUUAGCAUUUUAAGGAUCCUUUUUACCAUAAGAACCUUAUCAGUUUGGUGGGAAAGGGAAAGAAUAGGCCCUUUUUUGAAAGAUUGUUUUGUCAAAACAGGGGCGUAGCCAGGGGGGUGGUCUCGGGGGCCCGGGUCCCCCUUUCUAGCAGCCAAAAAUACAGAAAAUGUGUGAGACAUUAUCUAAAACACAGGAGAGAAUGCCUCAAAAAGGCCCCCUGGCUACGCCGCUGCAAAAUUCUAACAGUCGAUAACAAAAGAGAAAAUAUGCUUUUAGCAAAUGUUAACUUUUUUCUGGGAGUUUGAGUGAUUCACUGGAAUCAUUUUAAUCAGUCUGGAUCCACCCCUGAAAUUAUGCUGCGUUCAGCAUUGACUGUUAUUGUCGGUGUAUAUAAAAAAUAAGAACUAAUCAAGAACCUAAACAGCCUGAUUUGUCAAAAGAUACCCCGAUUUAUAAGAAUCUACUGUAUUCAACGUGAUCUUGAAAAUUUAAGGUACUUUAAUGCGGGUGUUUACUGUUAUAGAAACCGGUUAGAAACUAGCAAAAGCAAACGAUCCAUAUACCCAGGUAUACUUUGAUUUUUAUCAUUUUUAUGAAUAAUCACGAAUUAAAAAAAGGUCUAGAGAGUGCGAAAGAUAUCAGGUACAACAAAUAGCUAUUCUUAUUGACGUUCUAGCCCGGGUAAAAUUGAUACUUCACUUUGCGAAUAAAGCAAUUAUAUCUGUUUCGAUUACUCAGGAACCAAACUGACGCCUUAAAUUGCCGACAGGAAAAAGGGAAACUAAAUCUUAGCCGUUAGAUUGACUGCCACUUUGAUGUUUUAUGAACGGAAACACGGGGAGUAAAUCUUAAGACUUCUGUCGGAAUUAAGGCCUUAUCAUUUACUGUAUAUUGUUUCGGUAUUUCAUUUUCAAGGAGAUAAGAAUCUUUCCCAUGAUUUUUUCAUUUAAAGUCAAGGCAAUAACCGUGUAGUGUUGCUGCUAAAUGGCCCCAGGAGACAACAAAACUUAUGCUUACUGAUAGAUGAGCAAGGCACGUCCUUUCCCGUCAAUACGCCUGCCUCAAAUAAACCCUCCAAGACAACUACGCCACAAAUACAGCCUCCGCAAAGAACCACAAGCCCAGAGCUAACUCAAAAAGCAUUUGAAAAGACAAAGAUUAACCAUGAAGGGAACUUUACCAAACAUUACGAACGCAUCGACGGAAGGCGGGGCUGUUCGUCUAUUUGAGAUGGAGUUCGCCUGGGCCGUAUUUGGCACUGUGUAUAUGGCUGUCGUACUAGUGCUGACCGUUGUUGGGAACUCCGCUGUGAUGGUUGUCUUCAUGACAAGCGACAUGCUCCGAUCUACCGUAAACAAUCAUUUCUUGCUAAGUCUAGCCAUUGCGGAUGUACUCGUUGGCUUACUUGUGAUGCCGUGCGCAAUCGAAGCUUUUCGAACCCAAACGUGGCGAUGUGGUGUGUUUAUGAAGGACUUUAACGCAUUUGGGAACUUCUGUUUCUGUAUAUCAUCCAUUAUGCACCUGAUGCUGCUCUCCGUGGACAAAUAUCUCUCAAUCGCGCGACCGCUUCUUUACCCCACAUGGAUGACGACUCGUAAAGUGUACAUAUAUUGUCUGAUCGCAUGGAUUUACUCUGCCUUUUGGGCGCUCUUACCCAUAAUUGGGAUUAGUUCCUACGAGUGCUUUAUCCCGUAUAUCGGGGAAUGCGCAUCGGAGGAUUGGGCGUCUAAUGGCCUGAACUUGACGUUUGCUGUGUCGGUUGUGACUGGGACGUACGGCAUUGCGCUAAUAGUCAUGUUUAUUGUAUACGUGUUACUCGCUCGCAUCAUCCGUGACCAAUCGAAACGAAUCGAUGUCCGUAUCGGUGAAACAAACCCUCAAGAAAAGAAGGCAAGCAACAAAUCAAAAAGUUCGGUUCUAAGAAAGUAUAAAGGGCUAAUGACAAUUUUGUUGCUGAUUUUAACUUAUCUCGUCUGUUGGUCGCCAUUCUGUAUCAUGCUGUUUUUUGAGAUCGCGAAAAAGACUAAGAUCAGAGGACCUGCGUCUAUGGUAGGAAUGAUCAUCGGUUUCAGCAACAGCUGCUGCAAUCCUAUUAUUUACUGGCUGAAAUACAAGCGAUUUCGCACGGCUUUCAAAAGGAUUUUUAAAAAUCACGUUAUCAAUCGCUUAACUCCUGGGGGAGGAGGGACCUUCUAUACACCGUCUGACGUCUCAGUGACCGCAGGGUCCAUCACCGUCAGACGAGUUCAAAAUGCCCCUGAAGACAGCGAUACCAACACAAAGACGAAGUGAUUCACCUGGCUAUUACGGGCGUAAGCCAAUGUAUCACUGAUGAAGGGAAUAAUGCCAUAGCUCGCUAUAGCCAUAAUAACAGCCCAUUGACAAUACUGCAAUAAAAUACAGGCAUGAACCUGGCUUUUACGGGCGGUAGCCAAUAUUUAACAAUUAGACUACGAGUUCGAGUUUUCUAUGAGUCAAUAAAUAGUCAACGCGGCUCGUAGCGCCGGGUUGACUAUUUGACUCAGAAAACGAGAACAAGUAGUCUAAUUGUUUUAGUAUAAAUCCACUCACAUACUACCUUCAAAUAAAUGACGAUUUUAAUAACUCCCAGUAAUAAAUAACCGCUUUUGGCGCCGCUUUUUAGCUACUCACUAUAUAUAUGCUCAAUAGAUAGUGAGUACGGGAGCCAUUCAAAUUGCGGGAUUCGUUUGUGAGUGGAUUUAUACUAAAUUACGACAGAGUGCCUAGUAAGCUUGCGCCAAUCGACACAAUCGACUAACAGUGUUAAAAGCUUGUUGCCGCCCAAUUCAGAUCAUGUGAUGAUUCCUUUGGGUGGAUACUUCUGUUCGUUUUUUACAUACACUCAUGCACUCGGUCGUGUGAGAAAAAUUGUACAAUUGUAACCGCCCUAAACACCGGUAACCGAUGGAGUCUAUUUGCAAUAUCACAAAAAAUAUAUAGCAGGUCCAAGCCUUGCUGUUGCGGGCGGGAGUCUUAAUAUGGACCUUUUCUAUAUCAAUGAGAUGGGUAUUUAGAUUACGACUUUUAUCCUAUCAUCACGCUGUUUUUCAAUGUUUUGACGCAUAACCAUAGAAAGGCGUUGUCGGGGCUAGGGGGGGUUACGGCUUCGGUUUAUGGGGCUCGGAAAACAUGUUAUCAUCCCUUCUCCUCAAGCGUACGUAAUAUCGAAACGUAAUAUCUUGUCACUCACUCAGUCAGUGUAUCUGUCAGCCGCCAUUUUGUAACCCUAGCAACAUGUCGAGUUUGACUAAAGGCGAACUAGACAGCAAGAUUUGGUUGAAUGCGACACCUCUACAACUCGAGUCGUAGAGUGUAAAUUAGUAGAUUAGUCUACGACUUCACCACGAUGCUCGACUACGAAUCCGUAGUGUGUAAAUCCCCUCCCCCCUCUCUCCACAGCGGAGAGUCCACUUUCGGUUCUCAAUAGACGUGCUUUUUGUAGACAAAACUAUAAAGCAUAAGUUAGAUAAAUAAAUUAGACUACGACUCCACUACGAUGUUCGACUAAGAAGCGUGUGUAUUUUAGGGCUAAGACAUAUCGUAGGCAAGUCGCAUACGAUUAUGAAAUCGUACUGUCUAAAUCAGCCAUAAGCAUAAUAAAAAACUAUUGCGAUA
Molecule: messenger RNA, 4924 nt
Organism: Nematostella vectensis (starlet sea anemone)
Lineage: Eukaryota; Metazoa; Cnidaria; Anthozoa; Actiniaria; Edwardsiidae
Product: trace amine-associated receptor 5
Exons: 2
Coding region: 2453-3580 (375 amino acids)
Biological process (GO): G protein-coupled receptor signaling pathway
Cellular component (GO): membrane
Molecular function (GO): G protein-coupled receptor activity
Source: RefSeq, a predicted model, not a curated record